CUGUAUUUAUCUCCCUCUUUCUCCAUUUCAUCUUCCUAAUCCUAUCUAUCUACUACAAGUAGUCCUCCAAUUCCAAACCAUUUCUCUUCUACUAGUUCCCUGCAAGAACAAGAAGAAAGUGACAGAAAAAAAAAACAGCACAAAGCUUUCUAGAGAGAGAAAGCACAGACAUUCCCAAAGCCUUUUUCAGCUGUUUUCUCUCACUAGAAUUUGGGUUUUAACUCUUCAGCCAAUGGGAGCUCGCUGCUCCAAGCUAUCUCUCUGCUUCUGGCCUUCUACCCUCAAAUCCAAUCCCAAUGAUUCCUCAGAUAAAGAAAAUGGGAAGAAAAACGAGAAAAACUCGCUUCCUGGGUUCGUUGAGUUCAGCUUGGACCAGUUAAAAGCUGCCACGUCGGGAUUCUCGUCGGAAAACGUGGUCUCCGAGCACGGAGAGAAAGCUCCCAAUGUGGUUUACAAGGGUACUCUCGACGACGGCCGUUGGAUCGCCGUUAAGCGGUUCAACCGAUCCGCUUGGCCUGAUUCGCGCCAAUUUCUGGAGGAGGCUAGAGCUGUGGGGCAGCUGAGGAAUGAGCGUUUGGCGAAUUUGAUUGGGUGUUGCUGUGAGGGUGAUGACAGGUUGCUUGUGGCAGAGUUCAUGCCUAAUGAAACUCUCUCUAAGCAUCUAUUCCACUGGGAGACACAGCCGAUGAAAUGGGCAAUGAGGUUGCGGGUGGCUAUGUAUCUAGCGCAAGCUUUGGAGUAUUGCAGUAAUAGUGGGCAGGCAUUGUACCAUGAUCUUAAUGCUUAUAGGGUUCUGUUCGAUCAGGAUGGGAAUCCUAGACUUUCUUGCUUUGGCUUGAUGAAGAACAGCAAAGAUGGAAAGAGUUAUAGUACCAACCUGGCUUUCACCCCUCCAGAAUACUUGAGGACAGGAAGAGUGAUCCCAGAAAGUUUGGUUUACAGCUUUGGAACCCUAUUGCUCGAUCUCCUCAGUGGCAAACAUAUUCCCCCAAGCCAUGCACUUGACCUGAUACGGGGCAAAAACUUUUUAAUGCUGAUGGACUCGUGCUUAGAAGGUCAUUUCUCAAAUGAUGAUGGAACUGAGUUGGUGCGGUUAGCAUCACGGUGUUUGCAGUAUGAACCUCGUGAGAGGCCAAAUGCCAAGUCUCUUGUGACCGCCCUUAGUCCUCUUCAAAAGGAAACAGAGCAGGUUCCAUCAUACGUUUUGCUUGGUAUUUCACAUGGAAAUGUGCCUGCAAAUCAGAUAUCACUGUCACCUCUUGGUGACGCUUGCUCAAGAUUAGAUCUUACUGCCAUACAUGAAAUCUUGGAAAAGAUUGCUUACAAGGAUGACGAGGGGGUUGCGAAUGACCUUUCUUUCCAAAUGUGGACAAAUCAAAUACAAGAGACGUUGAAUUCCAAGAAACAUGGGGAUGCUGCAUUUCGAGCAAAAGAUUUUGCUACCGCCAUAGAUUCUUACACAGAAUUCAUUGAUGGUGGGACCAUGAUAUCUCCAACUGUGUUUGCCAGACGUUGUUUGUGCUAUUUGAUGAAUGAUAUGGCACAGGAAGCUCUUGGAGAUGCUAUGCAAGCCCUAGUAAUAAACCCCGAGUGGCCAACUGCCUUCUACCUUCAAGCGGCUGCCCUAAAGAGCCUAGGAAUGGACAAUGAUGCGCAGGAAACUCUAAAGGAUGGCGCGUCCUUGGAAGAGAAAAAAGAUAAAAACUGAAUGUGUAUAGGUGUUUCCCCCCCCUUCUUUUAUUUUAUUUAAACCUGUAUGUAGUUUUGUUAAUUCCAUCUUUGGUAUUUGAGUUCUGAUCUGCAGCACCAAAUUAUUCAUUGUAACAAUCUUUAUAUUUGUCUUGAUGUAUUUUCAUUUAUCUUGAUCAAUAGGAUUCCGAUAUACUGUAC
Argentina anserina (silverweed cinquefoil) is the source of this 1890-nucleotide messenger RNA. RefSeq names its product serine/threonine-protein kinase BSK5-like. NCBI's taxonomy places the organism in Eukaryota, Viridiplantae, Streptophyta, Magnoliopsida, Rosales, Rosaceae. The transcript is spliced from 10 exons. The coding region runs from base 233 to 1708 and encodes 491 amino acids. The record is from RefSeq and is a predicted model, not a curated record. Gene Ontology annotation, biological process: protein phosphorylation; brassinosteroid mediated signaling pathway. Gene Ontology annotation, molecular function: ATP binding; protein binding; protein kinase activity.